UUUGGUUCUAGUCAUUCUUUCCCUUUCUCUCUUGUAGGUUUUGAUCUAGUAAAAUGUGAGGAUCCAGGCAUCCCUAACUAUGGCUAUAGGAUUCGCGACGAAGGCCACUUUACUGACACCGUCGUUCUGUACAGUUGUAACCCAGGGUACGCCAUGCACGGCAGCAACACCCUGACUUGUCUGAGCGGAGACCGGAGAGUGUGGGACAAACCAUUGCCCUCUUGCAUAGCGGAAUGUGGAGGUCGGAUUCACGCUGCCACGUCAGGAAGAAUAUUGUCCCCUGGCUACCCAGCACCUUAUGACAACAACCUCCAUUGCACUUGGAUAAUAGAGGCAGACCCAGGAAAGACCAUCAGCCUUCAUUUCAUAGUUUUUGACACUGAGAUGGCUCAUGAUAUUCUCAAGGUGUGGGAUGGCCCAGUGGACAGUGACAUCCUGCUGAAGGAGUGGAGUGGCUCCGCCCUUCCCGAGGACAUUCACAGCACCUUCAACUCUCUCACCCUGCAGUUCGACAGUGACUUCUUCAUCAGCAAGUCGGGCUUCUCCAUUCAGUUCUCAACAUCAAUUGCAUCCACCUGCAAUGAUCCAGGGAUGCCUCAAAAUGGCACUCGCUAUGGAGACAGCCGUGAGGCUGGGGACACCAUCACAUUCCAAUGUGACCCUGGAUAUCAGCUCCAAGGACAAGCCAAAAUCACCUGUGUGCAACUGAAUAACCGGUUCUUUUGGCAACCAGACCCUCCUACAUGCAUAGCUGCAUGUGGUGGGAAUCUGACUGGCCCAGCGGGUGUUAUUUUAUCACCCAACUACCCCCAGCCUUAUCCUCCUGGGAAAGAGUGUGACUGGACAAUCAAAGUGAACCCGGACUUUGUCAUCGCCUUGAUAUUCAAAAGUUUCAAUAUGGAGCCGAGCUAUGAUUUUCUUCACAUCUAUGAAGGGGAGGAUUCCAACAGCCCUCUAAUUGGAAGUUUUCAGGGCUCUCAAGCCCCAGAAAGAAUAGAGAGUAGUGGAAAUCGUCUUUUUCUGGCAUUUCGGAGCGAUGCCUCCGUGGGCUUAUCAGGCUUUGCUAUUGAAUUUAAAGAGAAACCACGGGAAGCUUGUUUUGACCCUGGAAAUAUAAUGAAUGGGACUAGAAUUGGAACUGACUUCAAACUUGGCUCGACUGUUACUUACCAGUGUGACUCUGGCUACAAGAUUGUUGACCCCUCGUCCAUCACCUGUGUGAUUGGAGCUGACGGAAAGCCCUCCUGGAACCAGGUGUUGCCCUCCUGUAAUGCUCCCUGUGGAGGCCAGUACAUGGGAUCAGAAGGGGUUGUUUUAUCACCAAACUACCCUCACAAUUACACAGCUGGUCAAAUAUGCCUCUAUUCAAUAACCGUACCAAAGGAAUUUGUGGUGUUUGGACAAUUUGCCUAUUUCCAGACGGCACUGAAUGAUUUGGCAGAAUUAUUUGAUGGAGGCCACCCGCAGGCCAGACUUCUCAGUUCACUCUCUGGGUCUCAUUCAGGUGAAACAUUGCCUUUGGCGACGUCAAAUCAAAUUCUGCUCCGAUUCAGUGCAAAGAGCGGUGCCUCUGCCAGGGGCUUCCACUUCGUUUAUCAAGCUGUUCCUCGUACCAGCGACACCCAGUGUAGCUCUGUUCCUGAGCCCAGAUAUGGAAGGAGAAUUGGUUCUGAGUUUUCUGCAGGCUCGAUCGUUCGAUUUGAGUGUAACCCAGGAUACCUACUUCAAGGUUCCGCAGCCAUCCGCUGUCAGUCCGUGCCUAAUGCUUUAGCUCAGUGGAAUGAUACAAUCCCAGGCUGUGUAGUUCCUUGCAGUGGCAAUUUCACUCAGCGGAGAGGUACAAUUUUGUCCCCUGGCUAUCCUGAGCCAUACGGUAACAACUUAAACUGUAUAUGGAAGAUCAUAGUUACAGAGGGAUCUGGAAUUCAGAUUCAAGUGAUCGGUUUUGCCACGGAGCAAAAUUGGGACUCCCUUGAGAUCUACGACGGCGGGGACAUGGCUGCACCUAGACUGGGAAGUUUCUCAGGUACCACGGUGCCGGCAUUGCUGAACAGCACUUCCAACCAACUCUACUUGCAUUUCCAAUCUGACAUUAGUGUGGCAGCUGCUGGUUUUCACCUGGAAUACAAAACUGUAGGUCUUGCUGCAUGCCAAGAGCCAGCCCUUCCCAGCAAUGGCAUCAAAAUAGGAGACCGAUACAUGGUGAACGAUGUGCUCUCCUUUCAGUGCGAGCCUGGGUACACCCUGCAGGGCCGUUCCCACAUUUCUUGUAUGCCAGGAACAGUUCGUCGUUGGAACUAUCCGUCUCCCCUCUGCAUUGCGACCUGUGGAGGGACCUUGAGCAACACGGGGGGAGUGAUCUUGAGCCCAGGGUUCCCGGGUUCUUACCCCAACAACUUAGACUGCACCUGGAGGAUCUCGUUGCCCAUUGGCUAUGGUGCACAUAUUCAGUUUCUGAAUUUUUCUACCGAAGCUAAUCAUGACUACCUUGAAAUUCAGAAUGGACCUUACCACACCAGCCCGAUGAUUGGGCAGUUCAGUGGCACAGAUCUCCCCUCGGCACUGCUGAGCACAACGCACGAAACACUCAUCCACUUCUACAGCGACCAUUCACAGAACCGGCAAGGAUUUAAGCUUGCUUACCAAGCCUAUGAAUUACAGAACUGCCCGGAUCCACCUCCGUUUCAGAAUGGGUAUAUGAUCAACUCAGAUUACAGUGUGGGACAGUCAAUAUCUUUUGAGUGUUAUCCUGGGUACAUUUUGAUAGGCCAUCCUGUCCUCACUUGCCAGCAUGGAAUCAACAGAAACUGGAACUACCCUUUCCCAAGAUGCGAUGCUCCUUGUGGAUACAAUGUAACAUCUCAGAAUGGUACCAUUUAUUCCCCCGGAUUUCCAGAUGAGUAUCCAAUUUUAAAGGACUGCAUUUGGCUUAUCACUGUGCCUCCAGGGCAUGGAGUUUACAUCAACUUCACCUUGUUGCAGACAGAAGCGGUUAAUGAUUACAUCGCUGUUUGGGAUGGGCCAGAUCAGAAUUCACCUCAGCUGGGAGUUUUCAGUGGUAAUACCGCUCUCGAAACAGCUUAUAGUUCUACCAACCAAGUCCUGCUCAAGUUCCAUAGUGACUUUUCUAAUGGAGGUUUCUUUGUCCUCAAUUUUCACGCAUUUCAGCUCAAGAAAUGUGAACCUCCCCCUGCAGUUCCACAGGCAGAAAUGCUUAUUGAGGAUGAGGAUUUUGAAAUAGGAGAUUUUGUGAAGUACCAGUGCCAUCCUGGGUACACUUUGUUGGGGACUGACACACUGACCUGCAAGCUCAGUUCCCAGUUGCAAUUUGAAGGCUCUCUCCCAACAUGUGAAGCACAAUGUCCAGCAAAUGAAGUCCGGACAGAAGCAUCUGGAGUAAUCCUCAGUCCAGGAUAUCCAGGCAACUAUUUUAACUCCCAGACAUGCUCUUGGAGUAUUAAAGUGGAUCCAAACUAUAACAUUACCAUCUUUGUGGACACAUUUCAAAGUGAAAAGCAAUUUGAUGCCCUGGAAGUAUUUGAUGGUUCUUCUGGGCAAAGUCCUCUGUUAGUAGUCUUAAGUGGAAACCACACUGAACAAUCCAAUUUUACAAGCAAGAGUAAUCAGUUAUAUCUCCGCUGGUCUACUGAUCAUGCAACCAGUAAAAAAGGAUUCAAGAUUCGUUAUACAGCACCUUACUGCAGCCCGACCCACACCCUGAAGAACGGUGGUGUUUUAAACAGGACAGCAGGAGCAGCGGGAAGUAAAGUGCAUUACUUUUGCAAGCCUGGAUACCGCAUGAUUGGCCACAGCAAUGCAACGUGUAGACGGAACCCAGUAGGCAUGUACCAGUGGGACACCCUCCCACCACUCUGCCAGGCCGUGUCCUGUGGAGUCCCAGAAUCACCUGGCAAUGGCUCAUUUACGGGCAAUGAGUUUACGCUGGACAGUAAAGUGACAUAUGAGUGUAAUGAAGGCUUUAAGCUUGGAGCAAAUCAACAAGCCACAGCAGUGUGCCAAGAAGACGGGUUGUGGAGUAACCAAGGGAAGCCACCCAUCUGUAAACCGGUACCUUGUCCUAGCAUUGAAGCUCAGCUCUCAGAACAUAUUAUCUGGAGACUGGUUUCGGGAUCACUGAAUGAGUAUGGAGCUCAAGUACUGCUGAGCUGCAGCCCCGGUUACUAUUUAGAGGGCCAAAGGCUUGCACAGUGCCAAGCAAAUGGAACAUGGACCAUCGGAGAAGAGAGACCAGGUUGUAAAGUUAUCUCAUGUGGAAGUCUGUCCUUUCCCCCAAAUGGUAACAAGAUUGGAACGUUGACAGUGUAUGGGGCCACAGCAAUAUUCACGUGUAACACAGGCUACACUCUCGUGGGCUCUCACGUCAGAGAGUGCUUAGCAAACGGACUCUGGAGUGGCACAGAAACACGAUGUCUCGCUGGCCACUGCGGUUCCCCAGACCCAAUCGUGAAUGGUCAUAUUAGCGGAGAUGGCUUCAGCUACAGAGACACGGUGGUUUAUCAGUGUAAUCCUGGUUUCCGGCUUGUGGGGACUUCCGUUAGGAUAUGCUUGCAGGACCACAGAUGGUCUGGACAAACCCCUGUCUGUGUCCCCAUCACCUGUGGUCAUCCUGGAAACCCUGCCCAUGGAUUUACGAAUGGUAGUGAGUUCAACCUGAAUGACGUUGUGAAUUUCACCUGCCACACGGGCUACUUGCUGCAGGGUGCAUCUCGAGCCCAGUGUCGAAGCAAUGGCCAGUGGAGUGGCUCUUUGCCCACGUGUCGAGUGGUGAACUGUUCGGAUCCAGGCUUUGUGGAAAAUGCCAUUCGUCAUGGGCAACAGAAUUUCCCUGAGAGGUUUGAGUAUGGAAUGAGUGUCAUGUACCAUUGCAAGAAGGGAUUUUACUUGUUGGGAUCUUCGGCCUUAACCUGUACGGCAAAUGGCUUAUGGGAUCGUUCUUUACCCAAGUGUUUGGCUAUAUCGUGUGGGCACCCAGGAGUUCCAGUCAAUGCUAUCCUAACUGGAGAACUGUUUACAUAUGGGUCCAUAGUUCACUACUCAUGCAAAGGUGGCCGGAGUCUUAUAGGAAACAACACUAGAGUUUGUCAAGAAGACAGUCACUGGAGUGGAACACUGCCCCACUGCACAGGAAAUAAUCCUGGAUUUUGUGGUGAUCCAGGGACCCCAGCACAUGGGUCUCGUCUUGGGGAUGAAUUUAAGAUGAAGAGUCUCCUCCGCUUCUCUUGUGAGAUGGGCCACCAGCUGAGGGGCUCUCCCGAGCGAACGUGUUUGCUCAAUGGGUCGUGGUCAGGACUGCAGCCCGUGUGUGAGGCUGUGUCCUGUGGAAAUCCCGGCACACCCACCAAUGGCAUGAUCGUCAGCAGUGACGGCGUCCUGUUCUCCAGCUCGGUCAUCUACGCUUGCUGGGAAGGCUACAAGACCUCGGGCCUGAUGACCCGGCAUUGCACAGCCAACGGGACCUGGACGGGCACAGCACCAGACUGCACAAUUAUAAGUUGUGGAGAUCCGGGUACGCUGGCAAAUGGCAUCCAGUUUGGGACUGAUUUCACCUUCAACAAGACUGUGAGCUAUCAGUGUAACCCUGGCUAUCUUAUGGAGCCCCUGACGUCAUCCACCAUUCGCUGUACCAAAGACAGCACAUGGAACCAGAGCAAACCCGUCUGCAGAGCUGUCCUGUGCAGUCACCCUCCUCAAGUGCACAAUGGAAGAGUGGAAGGGACUGAUUUCCGCUGGGGCUCCAGUGUAAGCUACAGCUGUGUGGACGGCUACCAGCUCUCUCACCCGGCCAUCCUCUCCUGCGAAGGGCAUGGGGUGUGGAAGGGAGAAGUUCCCCAGUGCCUGCCUGUGUUCUGUGGAGACCCUGGUAUCCCUGCUGAUGGGCGACUUAGUGGGAAAAGUUUCACCUAUAAAUCUGAAGUCUUCUUCCAGUGCAAAUCUCCUUUUAUACUAGUGGGAUCUUCAAGAAGAAUCUGCCAAGCUGACGGCAUGUGGAGUGGUAUACAACCUACCUGCAUUGAUCCUGCUCAUAACACCUGCUCAGACCCUGGUACUCCACACUUUGGAAUACAGAAUAGCUCUAGAGGAUAUGAGGUUGGAAGCACAGUUUUUUUCAGGUGCAGAAAAGGUUACCACGUUCAAGGUUCUACGACUCGGACUUGCCUUGCAAAUUUAACAUGGAGCGGGAUACAGACUGAAUGUAUACCUCAUGCCUGCAGACAACCAGAAACCCCAGCACAUGCCGAUGUGAGGGCGAUCGAUCUUCCUACUUUUGGCUACACCUUAGUGUACACCUGCCAUCCAGGAUUCUUCCUUGCAGGUGGAUCUGAGCACAGGACAUGUAAAGCAGAUAUGAAAUGGACAGGGAAGUCACCUGUUUGUAAAAGUAAAGGAGUGAGAGAAGUUAAUGAAACAGUUACUAAAACUCCAGUUCCUUCAGAUGUAUUCUUCAUCAAUUCAGUGUGGAAAGGAUAUUAUGAGUAUUUAGGGAAAAGACAACCUGCAACUCUAACCGUUGACUGGUUCAAUGCAACAAGCAGUAAGGUGAACGCAACCUUCACUGAAGCCUCUCAAGUGGAGCUGAAAUUGACAGGAGUUUACAAGAAGGAGGAGGCCCACUUACUUCUGAAAGCUUUUCAAAUGAAAGGUCCAGUGGACAUUUUUGUAAGCAAGUUUGAGAAUGACAACUGGGGACUAGAUGGUUAUGUAUCAUCAGGACUGGAAAGAGGAGGAUUUACUUUUCAAGGUGACAUACAUGGAAAAGACUUUGGAAAAUUCAAGCUAGAAAGGCAAGAUCCCUUAAGCUCUGAUCAAGACUCUUCACAUCAUUACCACGGCACCAGCAGUGGCUCUGUGGCAGCUGCCAUUCUGGUUCCAUUCUUUGCUCUAAUUUUAUCAGGGUUUGCAUUUUACCUCUACAAACACAGAACAAGACCAAAAGUUCAAUACAAUGGCUAUGCUGGACAUGAAAACAGCAAUGGACAAGCUUCAUUUGAAAACCCCAUGUAUGAUACAAACUUAAAACCUACAGAAGCGAAGGCUGUGAGGUUUGACACAACUCUGAACACAGUUUGUACAGUGGUAUAGCCCUCAGUGCCCUGAUAGGACUGAUUCAUAGCCAUACCUCUGAUGGACAAGCAGUAAUUCCUUUGGUGCCAUAUACCACUCUCCCUUCUAUUCUUGCUUUGCUGCAGCGACCUUUAACAUAGUCUACUGGCAUACGUGCAGCGGGAAUUUCUAUUCAAAUGUGGCAGAGUCUUCUGAGGAUCAAACUACACACAGAUCUUCAUUAUGAAAGCAUAUUAGAAACACCUGGCUGCAUCUGCUUGAAACCAAGGCACACUGGAGGAAGACUGCCGAGUCAAGCUGACACAUCAUACUCUAUGCCUCAGACUUUCCUAUUUCUGUGUUGCUGGGAUGCCUUUCAAUGCAAUCUUCUGGGCAUGUGGAUACAUCCUUCCGGUGUGGUGACAAAAUAGUAGCACCACAAUAUGUGUCUUGUUUUUUGUUUUUGUUUUUGUUUUUUACCCCGAAGAACACAGAACACGAACGAAUACUCUGGAAAAACAAAAUCUUUCUUGAAGAAGACACCAUUCUGAUAGAUGCACACACCUACAAAUGCUUCACUCUGUCCUUCCCGAGACCUGACAAGCUUUGAGGACUCAUAGCUUCCUGGAGUGUCCAUCACAAGGGACAUUUGCAAAUUUCCUAGUCAGCUGUCCUCUUGCAGAAUUUUUGAUGCACAAUUUUUUGCACUAGUGUGUUAUGAAUGACUAAGAUUCUGAUAAAAAAUAAACUAUUUACACAGGGUUUAUACACACUAUUCACUGUAUAUAAGCAUCCUUUCCUAUUGUCAAGCUAAACAUUUCACCACCAGUGUAGUUGGGGUGUUAGGAAAUAAGAAUCUCAGAUACGGCACAGAUUUUAAAAGAAAUACAGUAUUGAUGAGGUUUAUUUUAUCAUUCCUUCUAUUAGCAACAUUUAUGUGUUCAAUUCAUUGAAGAUGUCAUCAAGAAAAAAAAAGAAGUCUUUUUAUUUCCCAUGUUUUCUCCCUUUAGUUCUGUCAUGAUCCAUAUACUACUUAGUAGCAGGGGUUUUGCAGAAAUUUCUAUUAGCCAUGUUAAAAUGUGAGUAGUAAUUUAUUUUAGACAGUUCACGAACUUGUGGGUUUCAGCAGUCUUACCUUUUGAAUUUGCUAUUUUUUAUUCUUUUGCUGGAUCAUCAUUCCCUGAUAUUGCAUUGAAAGACAAUAUAUCAUGGUAGCACCUUGAGCUGAGUGAAAAGUGUUCGGGAUCAAAUACUAAGUGUUCCUUUAGAGGUAAGAAAAAAACACGCUCCUCUCAUGAUAAUAUAUUCUAUAUAUUGUUUGUCUUUUGUUUCAUGCUUUAUAAUUCCAGAUGGAAAGAUAAUUUUAGUGAUUUUCCACAUUUAAAGUUUAUUAUAGGUAGAUUAUGAGUUACAAUAUAAAUAAAAUAGAUAUGAUCCCCAGUGUGGAUAAAAUCAAAACGUGAAUUAGACAUGACCAUGAGAAUGUUUGCAUAACAAAUAGAAAGUGAAGAUCAUGUUUAUUUUUAUUUAUACUUGUUUGAUAAAAAUAUUUUGACAUGAUAAUACUUACUUUAUUACUUGAUGUUUAAGCACGUGUUACACAUGUUGAAAAUUUCCCCUUUCACCUUCUAGAUUGGCAUCUAUAGAAAUGUUGGAAUAUUGAAAUUGACUUUCACAUUGUUGUAGUGAACAUAUUCACACCUAGCUUUGAGACUGAUGUAUUUGUUUGUCUACUCAGUGUUUAAACUUAGGACUUCAAACAUAAAAAAGUGAAAAAAGAAAACUCAGUAGAGUAAUAGCUCAUUCAUUUGAAAGCUGUGCAUUUUGGUUUGAACCUUUGAGUAGAUCUUUUUUACCCAGCUGCCACUGUUCUGUGACUCGCUGGAAGGGACAUAUGCUGUUCGUAGGACUCCCCAACCUCUUCUACUUACUCCUCUGUCUUUUGAAUUCCAUAUUAUUAUGCUGAGUUCUCUCCAAAUUUUUCCCUGGCCAACCUGAUGCCAUCCCUGGAGAUUUGCUUUGCAAAUGGGAAUCCUUCCAUUUUACUUGUUCUCAGUAGACUAGAUGGUGUCGGCAGGAAAAUGCUCCUAGCACACACAGUGAACUGAAACAAACAGAAAAGGCUAGAAAGUUUGAGGAUCAUUGUGUGCAAGGGAGAACAGGGUUACUAUAUAUAUUAGGUGUAUAUAUACAUAUAUAUAUAUAUAUAUUGUACAUAUCUAAGUUUGAGUCAUUCAAACUAGGUGCAAAAUGCUGACUUCAGAGUCUGAAUUAAUGUCACUGUUCCCACAUCCCUGACCUGCUUGCUGGUCAAUAACGUUAUGAAUUCCUGAAAUGACAGGACAUACGUACAUACAAGAAAUCACAUAUCAGAUUAGAUAUUAUUUUUCUUUUUGUGCAAAGUCAAACUGUCCUAUGGUUGUCAGUUUGGAGCAUGUUGUUUAAAAAACAAACAAACAAAAAAUCUGUGAAAUUCUCUUGUGAGAAUUCUGCCUAGUUUCUUCCUAGGGUGUGUGUAGUAAAUAAUCCAAUCUCCCAUGAGGCGUUGGAGGAUCUCGGUAGGGCAGUCAGGAGAUGUGCUUGCUGAGUGAGGUCUAGCAGACUCUUCCCGGAAGGCAACCGGAGCCCACGUGAAGGAAGCGACCACACGCUAAAACAGGUUAUGUGCUUCAAAGCUGUUUAAAACUUCUGCUUGUUUCACACACAUCUUGCCUUUCUUCAGGCUAGCUGCAAUAAUUUUUUUCUUCUGUAAAAUAUUUUGUAAACAACAACUAAAAGCUAUUAUUAAAAGGGGAAAAAAGAACGCUGGCAUUAUGAUCAGGAAAACCCAUCAUCAACGCCACCCCACCCGCUGUCCCUCCACACGCUGCUGUCAAGAAGUAGGUGCAAAAGACCUUUUUGUACAGAGAUAUAUUUUUUAUGAAGAAUUUGUAAAAUUAUUAAAUAUGCUGUAAUUUUUUGAUUAAUGUAGGUAAAUUGUUAAAAAUAAAUGUUUUUACAAUACAAAACUGUAAUUUUCCCAAUAAUGUAAAAUGUACCAUCUCUAGCUGAUUUUCUGUUCCAAUCCUAUUACACAUGUAUGAAUAUAAAAGUGGCCUGUUAAAAUGAACAGUAUCUUUUUUGUCAAAAAAUCUAUAAAGAGAGUGUAAUAUAGCCUGUGCAAUGCCACCUAUCUUUAAAGCAAAUCAGAGUUCUAAUUAAAUAUUUAAUUUUAGAUUUCUA
Molecule: messenger RNA, 10284 nt
Organism: Galeopterus variegatus (Sunda flying lemur)
Lineage: Eukaryota; Metazoa; Chordata; Mammalia; Dermoptera; Cynocephalidae
Gene: CSMD1
Product: CUB and Sushi multiple domains 1
Exons: 47
Source: RefSeq, a predicted model, not a curated record